AUGACCGAAUACUUGGACACUUUGAUCUUCUUGGGUCAUUUGUUCUCCGGGUUAAUUAUGUGUCAAACAAUAAUGGCUGCAUCGAACAACAUGCAAUUUAUGAAAAGUUAUCCGGUACUGACAAUCAAUUAUACGGUUCUUGCGCUCUUUAUGAUGUAUUUUGGAGUUAUGGCUCAAUCGGUAAUAUUUUUAGGGUGAAUCGUAGAACAGGAAUAGAAGUCGGCAUUUAUUUUAUUUGGGGACCUAAAUUUUUGGGAGAUUUUUUAAUCAUCUUAUUUCGAAACUAUUUUUCCAUGUUCCAAAUUUUACCUAAAUGUCUUUAAGACCCUUCACAUCCACAAAACUUCAUUGGUUGUUUUCAACGUAAAUCCAUCGUCUCACCUUGGAUUCACCCGAUUUUAUCAAUGUUUGUUUAUUGGAAGUGUCUUUGCCCUUAUUAGAGUUCAAGUUCUUGAUGUUUUGUUUCGUAAAAGACAUCUUGUCAAAGUUGAUUUGUUCCUUCACGUCGUCGAUGUUUAUUACAAAUUCAAGGCUCGUUAUUGGGCUGCUAUUUUCUAUGGAUUCUUAAUCGCAAUGAUUUUCUGGUUCGCUUUGGCUCAAAAUGUUCCAACUGAACACAUUGAUAUAAUAAGAGAGGGUUUUGGAAUUGAAUUGAAUGAAACAGCCCAUCUCAGUCUCUCUCUUUAUGUAAGUUUAGAAGAGAAAACAAUAAACAUCAGAAUAUUAUAGAACUGCUCAUCUGAGAAUCUUCUCCCAAUACUCGAUUCAGAAUGUUCUUUCAAUUGGUUUUCCCAUGUUUUUCUGCUUUUCAUUGUUUCAAUCACUGUAUACAAUGAUUUGAAAAUUCGAAUUUAUCUCCACGGUUUUUCAACACUUCUUCGAAGCAAUUCUGACAGAUUUUCAGUGAUUCAUCAACAUACAUUAGCUCAAUGGAAAACAACUCUUGAAAUUCAGGUUACCAAAAAAAUUGAUAUCCCAUUUUUAAUUUUCAAUUUUUCUAGACUUUUUCCAUGUUCGCUUUCAUCAAUAUCCCGAUUUAUUUAACAAUUUUAUCAUUGCUCUUCAAUUUACAAAACAAUGUCACAAUUUCAUAUAUUUUGUGGCUUUGGUCUUUCUAUCCAACUGUUUACAAUAUAAUUGGCCUGAUUUUCAUGAUUCCAAAUCGACAAUUUAUCAAGAAACAAUUUUGCAGUUUGAGAUGGGGGUUGAGACAAGGUUGAUAACUUUCAAGAUUUCAAAACAAAAUCUGAAAUUUUCAGCAUUCUACGUGAUCAAAGAUAUAUUCUCACCACCACCAAAAGCACCAAACACUGGAGUUUUCGAGUUGGACGACAUUGAAUAUCUUUACGAUUCUGAUUAA
Caenorhabditis angaria is the source of this 1360-nucleotide messenger RNA. Lineage: Eukaryota; Metazoa; Nematoda; Chromadorea; Rhabditida; Rhabditidae. The record is from the annotation of a GenBank genome assembly.